GCGCUAUUCCUCGGCUUUUUGCUGGUGGCCGUUUGGGCCUCGUUGCGUUGGGGGACAUCCUCUGGGUUCCGCCUGACCGCCUUCACGAAGGCUACUUCGACAACGCCAGCAGCGCCCGCAAAGAGCAUUGCAAGCCCGAAGAUUCCACCAAAGGAGAAGGGCAAAGCCACAGCGGGCGCCGGGGGAGACCCCAGGCCGUUCAUCGAAGUGGAUCGGGAGGGCCUGAAAUUCAAGACCUAUGAUUGCGACAACUGCAACACGGUGGUGUUCGUCGGCCAGCACGUCUUGCAACAAGAGGCUCCGCAGGACGGCAAACUUCUCCUCGGCCAGCAGAGGUUCGCAGACUUGACAGCCAGUGAUAUCAGGCCCACCAAAGAUGUCACAGGGAAGCUGCCAAAGAGCCCUGAAGCUGCCACCCUGGAACGUGCCAGAAACCACUUGGUCCGAGCGAAGGAGAAGGGAUUCCAGACCAUUGAAGAGAGGUACGAUAAAGAUCCCGUCUUCGCUGCCAAUAUGUUGGAGGAUGGUCAGACCAUUGCCAACAUCAGAAUCUGGGGCUGCUUGACUCACGCAGUCAUCUCAGCUUCCCAACGCAGCGCAGCCCAGCGUGCCCUUAAUCUGGGAGCAAGCCAGACGCCGAUGGAUGAGGCAGUCGAAGAGUACCCGGCGAGGACCGUCUUCAUGUACGGAUUUCCCCUUCGAGCGGCUAACCUCAUCACAGAUGCGGCGGACCCCGAUGUCUGCAUCGGCUUUGGCGGCACCUUCUUCAGCAUUAAGAAUUUCGCUGAGUU
Messenger RNA from Symbiodinium pilosum, 791 nucleotides. NCBI's taxonomy places the organism in Eukaryota, Dinophyceae, Suessiales, Symbiodiniaceae. The record is from the annotation of a GenBank genome assembly.